Molecule: messenger RNA, 1346 nt
Organism: Drosophila busckii
Lineage: Eukaryota; Metazoa; Arthropoda; Insecta; Diptera; Drosophilidae
Gene: Lst8
Product: protein LST8 homolog
Biological process (GO): regulation of actin cytoskeleton organization; TOR signaling
Cellular component (GO): TORC1 complex; TORC2 complex
Molecular function (GO): protein binding
Source: RefSeq, a predicted model, not a curated record
AAAAACUGUAAAGUAAGAUAAUUGCAAAAGUUUUUGAAAUGCGGCUUUGAUUAAUAAUAAUAACAAUGGAUGCAACGGAAGACCAACUGAUACUGGCCACAGGUGGCUAUGACCACACAAUCAAAGUGUGGCAAGCGCAUACCGGGAACUGCAUAAAGACCAUGCGCUUUGUGGAAACAUCGCAAGUAAAUGCAUUGGAUCGCACACCAGAUAAGACACGUCUGGCUGCUUGUGGCUACCAGUGCAUACGGCUUUAUGACUUGGAGUCCAACUGUACGGCGCCUAUAAUCAAUUUUGACGGCGUGCAAAAGAACGUCACGCGCCUAGGAUUUCAGGAGGAUGGGAACUGGAUGUAUACGGCUGGUGAGGACCAUCGAGUGCGCAUUUGGGACAUGAUCUCUGCGCCUCCCCAUUGCUCACGUGUCUUCGACUGCCAGGCACCCGUAAAUGCCGCAUGCUUACAUCCAAACCAAGUGGAAAUUGCUAUGGGCUCGCAAAAUGGUGGCGUUUACCUCUGGGAUGUUAAGUCGGAGGUAAUUAGAUUACUGCCGAGGUGGGAUAUUUUACUACAAGAUGUAGCCAUCUCACCGGAUGGACAUUACAUGGCCGCAGGCAACAAUAAGGGGAACUGCUACAUUUGGGAAUUGUCAAGCAGUCCCAAUCAGCAUUUAAGCACUAUCACGGCCAGAGUGAAAAUUCCAGCACACAAUCGCGCCAUAUUGCGAUGCAAGUUCAGUCCAGACUCACGUAUGCUGGUGACUACAUCGGGCGAUGGCACUGCCUGCAUCUGGAAGAUUGAAGACUUUAGCAAAUGGUGCGAGUUGGUCAUCAAGGGUUAUUGGGUCUGGGAUGCUGCCUUCAGUGCUGACUCCAAAUGGCUUUUCACUGCCUCCUCAGACGGCAUAGCCCGUCUCUGGAACUUAAAAACCGAGACUAAAAAGUCUAUACGAGACUACACUGGCCAUACCAAGGCCAUAACAGCACUUUCAUUCAAGGACGAGAUUGUGCCCGAUUAGCGCCCCAGGACGGGCGGUUAGCUUGUCUUCUAGCUUAAGGAUUUAAUUAACAAUCCACAAAGCAGCAACAGCAAUGUCCUAGCUCCGGGACGGAGUGGGAAGUAUAUAUAUAUAUUGGCAACAGAGGUUAAAUUGGCAAUUGGCAAUUUUGGAGGGUAUGGGUCCGUGGAGACACACUGAACUGAACUGAGUUCUACCUCUGAAAUGCGCGCUUGGCUUUUGUAGCGUCGUUUUUUCAAACUUUUAUAAAUCAUAUAUUAUACUACGAUUAUUAUUAAUAAGGGAAUGCGAUUUAAUAAACCUUAUAGGCAUAGCAUUCAUAUAAAUAAA